Rhinichthys klamathensis goyatoka is the source of this 608-nucleotide messenger RNA. RefSeq names its product histone H3.3A. Lineage: Eukaryota; Metazoa; Chordata; Actinopteri; Cypriniformes; Leuciscidae. The transcript is spliced from 5 exons. Gene Ontology annotation, cellular component: nucleosome. Gene Ontology annotation, molecular function: protein heterodimerization activity; structural constituent of chromatin; DNA binding. The record is from RefSeq and is a predicted model, not a curated record. The coding region runs from base 166 to 576 and encodes 136 amino acids.
UUGGAACACACCGGUGGAGAGACUCCAGCGCGUUGCAUUGUGGGAGCCGCUGAUUGGCGCAUUUCCGCUGUCAUUGUGCGCGAGAGACGGUAAAUAACACUGAAGCUCAACUCUAAACACUCUUUAAACACAAUUCCACUAAGUUUCAGGUGAGUGUGUGUCAGGAUGGCCCGUACGAAGCAAACCGCGCGUAAGUCGACUGGAGGAAAAGCUCCUCGUAAGCAGCUGGCGACUAAAGCGGCCCGUAAGAGCGCCCCGUCCACCGGAGGAGUGAAGAAGCCCCAUCGCUACAGGCCCGGGACCGUGGCUCUGCGUGAGAUCCGCCGCUACCAGAAGUCCACGGAGCUGCUGAUCCGCAAACUCCCCUUCCAGCGUCUGGUGCGAGAGAUCGCGCAGGACUUCAAGACCGACUUACGCUUCCAGAGCGCCGCCAUCGGAGCGCUGCAGGAGGCCAGCGAGGCGUAUCUGGUGGGUCUGUUUGAGGACACUAACCUGUGUGCCAUCCAUGCCAAGCGUGUGACCAUCAUGCCCAAAGACAUCCAGCUGGCACGCCGCAUCCGUGGAGAACGAGCCUAAACACCCUCUCUCUCUUCUCUCUCUCUCUCUCU